Messenger RNA from Callithrix jacchus (white-tufted-ear marmoset), 6502 nucleotides. RefSeq names its product transmembrane protein 150B (gene TMEM150B). NCBI's taxonomy places the organism in Eukaryota, Metazoa, Chordata, Mammalia, Primates, Cebidae. The record is from RefSeq and is a predicted model, not a curated record. Gene Ontology annotation, cellular component: plasma membrane.
GAGGCUCUGAUUUCUGGUUCCUGGGGAGGGAAGGGCUGAGACUUUGGACGUUGAACCCACAAAGCUGGAGGAAGGAAAUUAGGGGCCCCUGAAGCUAAGGUGCGGCCUGCUAGGUUCUGAGGAGACAGGACGUGGCGGUUUGGGUAAAGAGCCCUCCAGAAGUGGCUCACCCAGCAGCAGUCCCAGGACUGAGAGCCCCAGGGAGUUUGGAGAGAGUCCAGCAUGUGGGGCCGCUUGUCCCUGAUGCCUGCCUUCCUCGCUGUGUGGGCUAUCUCCGGCGUCUGGAUUGUUUUUGCCAUUGCAGUGGCCAACAGGACUGUGGACCUCAGCAAGGGCUUUCCCUACAUCAGCUUCUGCGGAUCCUUCCCCCCUCAGAGCUGCAUCUUCAGCCAGGUGCUCAAUGUGGGAGCCGCUCUGGCCGCGUGGAUCUGCAUUGUCCGUUACCACCAGCUCCGGGACUGGGGCGUCGGAAGGUGGCCUAACCAGCUAAUCCUAUGGACGGGUCUUCUCUGUGCCCUGGGCACCUCCGUGGUAGGCAAUUUCCAGGAAAGGAAUCAGAGACCUACGCACUUGGCAGGGGCCUUCCUUGCCUUCGUCUUGGGUAAUGUCUACUUCUGGCUGCAGCUCCUCCUGUGGAGGCUGAAGAGCCUGCCCCAGCCUGGGGCUGCCUGGAUUGGGCCACUCCGCCUGGGUCUCUGCAGCUUCUGCACCAUCCUCAUUGUAGCCAGUAUCCUUCUUGUGUCCCGGGAAAGGGUUGGGGGUGGCUCUUCCUUGGAGUUGGUCUUCCUGCCUGGCUGUGUGUCACUGGGGACGUCUCUUCCUUUCUCUGAGCUUCUGUCUUUGCACGGGAUUAUGGCUCUGUGGUCGAGGGUGCCGACUUUGAGGUCACGGCACCUGGGUUGGAAUCCCCUGUCCUCCACAUCCCAGCCGAGGGAAGCUUCCCCUGGUUGUGGCUUCUUUGCACGGGAUUAUGGCUCUGUCAUCGAGGGUGCCAACUUUGAUGUCACGGUACCUGGGUUGGAAUCCCCUGUCCUCCACAUCCUAGCCGAGGGAAGCUUCCCCUGGUUGUCGCUUCUUGGAGUCAAUAGCUUCCUCGUUUCUCAAAUGCAGAUGACAGGGCUGACCCCAGGGUUGUGGAGUAGACAAGAUAAUGUGCCUAAGGUGCUUAGAUCUGCCCCUGGGAUACAGGGAGUGACCAGUAAACACUGGAAGAAUGACAUGCCAGUAACAGUCCCUUCAGGGCACCCACUCUGUGCCAGGAAUCAUGGUGGGUGUUUACAAGUGAAAACAGGUACGGGCAGGAAAGGUCUGUUGGCUGAGGCGCAUAGGAAGUUCUGGUGGGCUGCAGGUGGCUUGUGCGGGCUCUGAAGGGUACUGUGUGCAUUCCUGCUGACUCCAGCUCCUGUGAUAGCAUGCUAGCAGCUUGAAGUCACCAUCAUGGAAGUAUUUAUACUGCUAUAAUUGGCGAAUGCCACCAACCAGAGCCACUUGUUAAACAUUUACUAGCACACCAUAUAAUGGUUGACUCAGCCGGGCGCGGUGGCUCACGCCUAUAAUCCCAGCACUUUGGGAGGCCGAGGCGGGUGGAUCACGAGGUCAAGAGAUCGAGACCAUCCUGGUCAACAUGGUGAAACCCCGUCUCUACUAAAAAUACAAAAAUUAGCUGGGCAUGGUAGUGCAUGACUGUAGUCCCAGCUACUCGGGAGGCUGAGGCAGGAGAAUUGCCUGAACCCAGGAGGCGGAGGUUGCGGUGAGCCGAGAUCGCGCCAUUGCACUCCAGCCUAGUGCCUGGUGACGGAGUGAGACUCUGUCAAAAAAAUAAAAAAAAAAGGUUGACUCAAUUCCAACUCACUUCUUUUUUUCUCUGUCUUUCUCUCUCUCUUUUUUUUUUUUAAAAGAAAGAAAGAAAAAAAAAAAAAGACGGGAUUUCACCAUGAUGGCCAGGCUGGUCUUGAACUCCUGACCUCAGGUGAUCCACCCAGCUUAGCCUCCCAAAGUGCUAGGAUUACAGGUGUGAGCCACCGCGCCCUACCAUUCCAACUUGCUUCUUAGCCAUCCCUAGAACCCAGGAGCAUACUUCCAGGUGGGUCAAGUCCUUCUCUGAGGCCUCAGUUUCCAUAGCCACGACAUGGAUUUGCUUUUAUCAUAACAAUGAUGACGAUGAUGAUUUUUGAGAUGGAUUCUUACUCUGUCAUCCAGGCUGGAGUGCAGUGAUGUGAUCUUGGCUCACUGCAACCUCCACCUCCUGGUUUCAAGCGAUUCUUUGCCUCAGCCUCCCGAGUAGCUGGCAUUACAGGCACACACCACCACACCUGGCUAAUUUUUAUAUUUCACCAUGUUGGCCAGGCUGGUUUCCAUCUCUUUUUUUUUUUUCUAGACGGAGUUUCACUCUUGUCAACCAGGCUGGAGUGCAAUGGCGGGAUCUCCGCUCACCGCAACCUCCGCCUCCUGGGUUCAGGCAAUUCUCCUGCCUCAGCCUCCUGAGUAGCUGGGAUUACAGGCACGCGCCACCAUGCCCGGCUAAUUUUUUGUAUUUUUAGUAGAGACGGGGUUUCACCAUGUCGACCAGGAUGGUCUCGAUCUCUUGACCUCGUGAUCCACCCGCCUCAGCCUCCCAAAGUGCUGGGAUUACAGGUGUGUGCCACUGCGCCGGGCCCACAGGGAUUAAUUCUCCUAGGUAGAGUGUAGAGGAGGGGCCGCAAACCCAGCCUUGUUGGGGAGGGCUUUCUCAUUUGUGUGGAGGCCCAGAGCAUGCAGAAGAGAAUGGAGAGAAACCAGCUAAGGCCCUUUGUUGGUUGUAUUAAGUGCAUCCAUUUAUUGGGAAUUUUCUCAGCAAAAUGGAGAUAGUGACAUAUUUCUUGGAGUGACAAAGUGUAUCGUCACAAAAUAGGUGAGAGGGCUGGCCCUUCAGGCUGGCCUUUAGUGACCUGGGGUAUGAGACCAUCAGGUCUCCUUUGCAGGAGACGUGAUGCUGAUAAGAUCCAGACCCUGAUCUUGUAAACUAGCUCUGACGAUCAGUUUGGCUGCAGGGCCCUUCCUUCAGUGGGACUCCAUUGUCUGUUGGGUAGAGUAGGUAGGGGAGGGAACCAUAAAAGCAGCUGUGGUAAGGGCUGAAGUCUGCAAAGAUGGGCCUGAGACUGGCUGGAUUCUGAGCCUGGAUUCUGAGCUUGGCCUGAGCCUUGUGGGCUGGGAGGUUGAGGGCACACUGCAGGUACAUGCACGGACCAGAAAGACCAGGCCUAGGGGAGGAUGAGGCUGCUGGCAGGGCCAGGGCUGAGAGCUGUAAAAUAAGGGAUUAGAGGCUUGGGCGUCUGCCAGGUGGUGAUAGAGAGCCAUAGGAAGCUUAUGGUCAGGCACCAUGGCUCACACCUAUAAUCCCCGCACUUUGGGAGGCCGAGGGGGGCAGAUAACCUGAGGUCAGGAGUUUGAGACCAGCCCGGCCAACAGGGUGAAACCCCGUCUCUACUAAAAAUACAAAAAUUAGCUGGGCAUGGUGGCACAUGCCUGUAGUCCUAGCUGCUCGGGAGGUUGAGGCACGAGAAUUGCUUGAACCUGGGAGGCAGAAGUUGCAGUGAGCCAACAUCACGCCAUUGCACUCCAGGAUGGGUGACAGAGUGAGACUCAAUCUUAAAAAAACAAGAAAGCUUGUGAGCAGGGGAGGAACAGGGUCAGACCCGGGUAAGCGAUUUGUUUAGAGGCUCACACGUCUCUGCUGCUGUGAGACCCACAGGGCCAGGCAUGGUGUCUGCCUCAUUCACGGUUCACACCCUGCCUGGCACAGACAAAGCUUAGAAACCCUUGUGGGUUUUUUUUUUCAUAAGUGACAGUGUCACUCCGUCACCCAGGCUGGACUGCAGUGGCACAAUCAUAGCUCACUGCAGCCUGGAAUUCCAGGGCCCAAGUAAUCCUCUCAUCUCAGUCUCCUGAGUAACUGGGACUACAGGCAUGCACCAUCAUGCCAGGGUGAUUUUUUUUUUUUUUUUUUUGAGACAGACUUUCACUCUUGUUGCCCAGUCUGGAGUACAAGGGCUUGAUCUCAGCUCACUGCAACCUCUGCCUCCCAGGUUCAAGCCAUUCUCCUGCCUCAGCCUCCCAAGUAGAUGAGAUCACAGGCAUGUGCCACCAUGCUCGGCUAAUUUUUCUUUUUUUUUCUUUUUUUUGAGACGGAGUUUCCCUCUUGUUACCCAGGCUGGAGUGCAAUGGCGCGAUCUCGGCUCACCGCAACCUCCGCCUCCUGGGUUCAGGCAAUUCUCCUGCCUCAGCCUCCCGAGUAGCUGGGAUUACAGGCACGCACCACCGUGCCCAGCUCAUUUUUUGUAUUUUUAGUAGAGACGGGGUUUCACCAUGUUGACCAGGAUGGUCCCGAUCUGCUGACCUCGUGAUCCACCCGCCUCGGCCUCCCAAAGUGCUGGGAUUACAGGCUUGAGCCACCGCGCCUGGCUGCUCGGCUAAUUUUUCAUAUUUCUAGUAAAGGUGGGGGUUUCUCCAUGUUGGUCAGGCUGGUCUCAAACUCCUGACCUCAGGUGAUCUGCCCACCUCGGCCUCCCAAAGUGCCGGAAUUACAGGCGUGAGCCACUGAUUUAUUUUUAUUUUUAAAACAUUUUUUACUGGCCAGGUGUGGUGGCUCAAGCCUGUAAUCGAAGCACUUUGGAGGCCAAGGCGGAUGGAUCACCUGAGGUCGAGAGUUCAAGACCAGCCUGACCAACAUGGUGAAAUCCCAUCUUAAAAAAAAAAGAAAAAAGAAAAAAAACAUUUUUACCAUGACAGAUGAAGGUUUCUUUUUUUUUUUUUUUUUUUUUGGUUUUGUUUUGUUUUGACACAGAGUCUUGCUCUAUUGCCCAGGCUGGAGUGCAGUGAUGUAAUCUAGGCUCACUGCAACCUCCACCUUCCAGGUUCGAGCGAUUCUUCUGCCUCAGCCUCCCGAAUAGUGGGGACUACAGGCACACGCCACCACAUCCAGCUAAUUUUUGUAUUUUUAGUAGAGUUGGGUUUCACCAUGUUGGCCAGGCAGGUCUUGAACUCCUGACCUCGUGGUCCGCCCACCUCGGCCUCCCAAAGUGCUGGAAUUACAGGCAUGAGCCACUGUGCCAAGCCUAUUUUUUUUUUUUUUUAAGAGACCAUGUCUCACUCUGUUGCCCAGAUUAGUCUUGAACUCCUAGCCUCAAACAGUUCUCCCACCUCAGCCACCCCACAUGCUGGGAGUGUAGGCGUGAGCCACUUUUCAGCCCCUUUAGAAAUCCUUUUUUUUUUUUGAGAUGAAGUCUCACUCUGGUGCCCAACCUGGAGUGCAGCGGUACAAUCUCAACUUGCUGCAACCUCUGCUUCCCGGGUUCAAGCAAUUCUUCUAUCUCUGCCUCCCGAGUGCUAGAAUUACAGGCAUGUGCUACCAUGCCUGGCUAAUUUUUGUCAUUUUAGUAGAGACGGGGUUUCACGAUAUUCGCCAGGCUGGUCUCAAACUCCUGACCUCAGGUGAUCCACCCACCUCGACCUCCCAAAGUGCUGGGAUUACAGGUGUGAGCCACUGCACCCAGCCAGAAAUCCGUGAAUGAAUGGAAUAAAUGGUCCAGGAGGGGUGAGGAGGUGAACAGCUCUGCUGAGAAAGGUUCCAGAAAACAAGAGGUGUCUACUAGGCAGGAGCCUGGAGUCUGCAUGGGCUGGUGGAGCAGAAAAAGCUCUUAAGGAGCUGGUGGGAGGCGAGAGAAGCAGAGAAGGGACCGGGCAGACCAGGAGAGAAAGGCGCAAGAUGUGAGGAGAGGUCUGGAGAGAGGCAGGGAAGGCAGAUGGGACAAGAUUUGGGGUGACCGGUAGGGCUGGGGGGAGAGUCUGCCGGGGUACAUGAGUGGAUGGGGCUGUCACGGAGGAGGGGAUGCACAGACGGGGAAACAGAUUUUAGACGGAAGAGGUCAGACUGGGAGUGAGCAGCAGCGGCCUGUGGGCCCUGGGCAGUCGGGAGGAUGCUCUGGAGAAAGGCGAAAACACAGUCCGGGGCUGGCGGCAGGAGGGAGGCGUGUUUAGGAAACCCUGAGUGUUUGUAGGCAGGAGCGAUGGUAGCUGGGUCUCCUGGACAUGGAGGGAGGCAAGCAAGCAGGGCUUUCCUGGGUCAGGGAAGGGGGAUGAAAACGUUUUGGGAUAUCGGGAAUGCACUAGUAAGGAAAGCGUGUCAGGCACCCUGAGAUGGAGACGGGGCUGGAGAGCACCAGGGACCAAGGCUAGACACCAUUGGUGAGGAGGCAUGGAGGAAGGUGGAAGCUGAGGGCGGGACACCCAGAGACGGCCUCAGCCCAGCUUGAGGUGGCACAGAGAACAGGCCAGGCUCUGCGUCCGUCACAGCAGCAACGUGGCCCUUGACCCUGGGGCAGUGUUCGUCCUCCACGCCUACUCACUGCGUGGCGUCUCUGCGGCCUGCGAGUGGGUCGUGGCCAUGCUGCUGUUCACGCUCUUCGGUCUCUUGGCCGUGGACUUCUCCACCCUGCAGAGCUGCACCCUGUGUGUUCAGCCAUGG